Molecule: messenger RNA, 2943 nt
Organism: Oncorhynchus gorbuscha (pink salmon)
Lineage: Eukaryota; Metazoa; Chordata; Actinopteri; Salmoniformes; Salmonidae
Product: UBX domain-containing protein 6-like
Exons: 11
Coding region: 119-1432 (437 amino acids)
Cellular component (GO): cytoplasm
Molecular function (GO): protein binding
Source: RefSeq, a predicted model, not a curated record
ACCGUUUCCGGUCCUCUUCCUCCCUUGCAUUUUGAUGGCAACAAUUUACUAAGCUUUCUCACCUCAGCGCACCUAUUCACCUGUGCUGUGUUCCCAGGCUAUUUUACUGUGAUAAACAAUGAAGAAAUUUUUCGAGGAUAUGAAGAAAGAUUUAAAAUUCAAGUCAGCUGGGCCAGGAAAGAAACUCACAGAAGACGCCAGCACCAAGUCCCAAGUGGUGCAGAGCAGUGGCCCUGCCAAGCCAUGUUAUGCUGCUCCUACUGAAGGAGCUCAGAAGGCAGGGGCUGCAGCCUUGGCCAGGAUCGAGGGGCAGCCACGCCCACGGGUACAAACCUCACAGGAUGUCAUCCGGCUCCAGGUGAAAAGAGAGCUUGAGGCAGAAGCUGCAGCAGUAGCUGAGAAGGAAAAGACAACUGCUGUUGAGGGCUCCAAUGUUAAGGAUCUGGCAUUUCUCUCAGUAACAGGUGUGUAUUUCACUUGCCCGCUUACUGGAGCCACCUUAACUAAGAGCGAGAGAGAUGUGCACAUUAAAGCGGCCAUUUUCAUGCGGUUUGAAGAGGAUGCAGUGGAGGCUUCCAUUAUGAUGGUUCAUACCUUCAACAAGGACAGGCAGAAAGUCAAGGCUGCAGUGGACAUCAUAAGCAAGUACAUUGAAAACAUCUGUAAGAACCCGGCAGAGGAGAAGUACAGGAAGAUCAAACUCAGCAACAAGGUGUUCCAGGAAAAGGUGAAGACUGUGGAGGGUAGUCGGGAGUUCUUGGAAGCUAUUGGCUUUCAGAGCAUCAUGCUGGAUGUGGAAGGACAAGAGGAGAGUGAGGAGUUCCUGGUGCUGAUGGAGCAUGAUCCAGAAUCCCUGGAGGUGAUGAAAGAGAGUAGGGACCGGCUGCAGAGGGGAGAACCAGUCAGAGCCCAGUUGGACCGCCAGCCCCAGGCCUUCAGACCCUCCCCCAACGCCAUGCGCUUCGAACUUCCCCCAGAGUUCUACAACCUCACUGCAGAAGAGCUUAAGAGGGAGCAGCAGCAAAAGAACGAGGUGGUGGACAAGAACACUAUGCUGCGUACCAAGGCCAUGCGGGAGAGAGAGGAGCAGAGGGAGAGGAGGAAGUACAAUUACACCCUGCUGAGAGUACGACUGCCUGAUGGAAACAUACUGCAGGGCACUUUCCUGGCCUGGGACAAGGUGUCUGUGCUCUUCCAGUUUGUGCGGGACUCCCUGGUAGAUGGCUGGCAGCCCUUUGAGCUGGUGGCGCCUGGAGGACACAAACUCCAGGAGGACCAAGAGGUGGCCCUGAAUGAAUGUAGCCUGGUCCCUGCGGUUCUGCUGACGUUUUCCUGGGAUGCCGCAGUUCAAGCGGACAUUGCAGCUGGCGGUGGAAAGAGCUCUGCACUCCUCAAGCCAGAGCUACUGGAGAAUAUUCAGACCCUUAGCUGAGCACAAGCUGUGUUUGUCCCUGGGUCUCCUACCCCUCCCAGGUUGGAGAUGACACCUUCAUAUCCCCAAACUACAUUUGAGGCUGUAGAAAUGACUACUAAUCCAUUAAAGGACGAGGGGGGGGAGACAAACGCCAUUCAGUGUUAUUUGUAUUGUACCCUGAAUGUAGGAUGAGGACUGAAAUGGCUCCCUUACACCUAUGGUUAGGCAAUCAGUCACCUUAACAUGGUAUGAGACUCCAUUCUGCUCUGCUCCAACAAAUAUUCAGAUAGUUCUAGCUUUACAUGUGAGUGGUGGACCACACUGCUUGUCUAGUGGUUAGGAUUCAUUAGCUGUUUUUUGUGAGCCAGACCAGCUGUGGACUACAAUGUAUAAUAGUUAUUGGUUAAGCCAUUUUAUUUCAGAUGGAGCCUGUAAUAUUAGUAGCACUGUAAGGUUGCAGCAGCAAACACGUCAAAUUAUACCUUCAAAAGUGAAGGUUACUGGACAGAGUUGAUGUUAGAAGCUCCCUUUGUCAUUGAAUAGGAGGGCAAAAGGGUUUUGUCAAAGCAGUUACUACUUGGCUAUAUUCAUUUGAUUUCUCUAAAUUGUCAGCGGCGGUUUGUUUUUGGUUGUUUUGUACUGUAUGUAAUCAACACUUGAGACCAACAAUGAGCUGAGGUUUGUCCCCAAGUCUUGAGCCAGUGCUGCCUGGGAUGACAAUCUACCUCUCCUCACAGCAUCUGUGUACUGCACACAGGCAGCCAUAACCCCUCCAAUGUUUCAGUUCAGACAUGAACAGCAACACUAGUUCUCAUCACAGCAGCGAUUAGCAAAGCUGGUCUCUGAUCUAAAUGUUUUCCUAACCUUGUUUAGGAAUCACCAUAAUGAAGGUAAUGCUCUAAGUAUCAAAGCUGAAUCAUGUUUUAUCUUUAGUCAGUAUAUGCACAUAAUAGCAUGUUAACAUUUAAAUAUUGCUUUAUUUAAAGACAAAGUGAGACCUAAAAACUGGGACAGGAAAGCAUUCUGAAUGUCUCUGCCGUUUGCCUUUCAUUGGCAAAGUUUUUAAUAAUGGCCGGCCAUUACCUGUUCCACCUCUAAACCAUUAUUAAGAACACAAAAAGCACUGUUUAGCAGCCUGAAACAGCACCUGCCAUAUUGAAACCAUACAGGGAUGAGUGGUGGGAUGUUGAUAAAGGUAUCCAGAUAAGGGGAACAAGGCAUAUAAAAGUGCAGUACAUUUAAACAAUUCAACCAGGUCAAGUAUUUUUUUAAACAAAUGCAUAUACACACACUCAUUCCAGAGUUUUUGUUUCAUCAUACUAUGAAAUAACACAUGGAAUCAUGUAACCAAAUGAAAAUAUUUGAUAUUUUAAAGAAGCCACCCUGUGCCUUGACAGCUUUACACAUGCUUGGCAUUCUCUCAACCAGCUUCAUGAGGUAGUCACCUGGAAUGCAUUUCAAUUAACAGGUGUGUGGAACUUCUUUCCUUAAUGUGUUUGAGCCAAUCAGUUGUGUUGUGACAAGGUAGG